GUAGCCCGGCUCUUAAACCGCCGCUGUUCACUCACGGAUCCAACAAGUUAGCUUCUCCCUGCGAGACCGACACAACCCUGUAGUCUUAAAACGAUUCAUUUUCACGGUUAUGAAGCAGUGAUGACCUGUUUUCGUCCUGGUCUUGAGAUGGUCUGGUCGUGGCUCAGAGGAACCAGGGACUGAAGAGACUGAUAGAAGAAUGGACAAGAGCUUCUGGAGCGUCUUCACAGGAGUCUUUUCCACUUCAGUGCUGUACGGCUCUUUGGCCCUGUUCAUCUCUAUACUGCACAAUGUCUUUCUAUUGUACUACGUGGAAACUUUUGUAUCAGUCUACAAGAUUGAUAAAGUGUCCUUCUGGGUGGGAGAGGCAGUUUUCUUGAUAUGGAACAGUGUAAAUGACCCACUCUUUGGCUGGUUGAGUGACCACUCUUUCCUUAGCUCUCCCCAGUCCGGCUCCCAGAUAACAUCCCCUGAAGUCGUUUUAAAGCGCCUCAAAGCCCUCUCCAGAAAUGGCCCUCUGUUCGCCCUAUCCUUUUUGGCGUUCUGGGUUUCAUGGGCCCGACCCGGUCUCCAGUUCUUGCUCUGCUUGUGCCUUUACGACGGCUUCCUCACUAUGGUCGACCUCCAUCACAGCGCCCUCUUAGCCGACCUGGCCGUGUCCACCUCCGACCGGAAUCGACUGAAUUUCCACUGCUCUGUUUUUAGUGCGCUCGGGUCCAUGUCUGUGUUCCUGUCUUAUUCCUUCUGGGACAAAGAAGACUUCUACUCUUUCAGACUUUUUUGUGUGGCCUUGGCAACGUUUUCUGUCCUGGGAUUUUUCUUUGUGUCCCGAUUACUGCGUCACCGUUUUCAAAGUGAAAUCCGACUGAGACAAGAUGAGACCCAAAUGCUAAAAGAGUUAAAUGUGAAUUCUCCCCAUAGCCAGUCAGAGAAACCUGUUACUGUUGGACAAUACUUGAAGCAGCUUUCCAAGCACAAAAACUUGUUGUGGUUUGUGUCGAUGAACCUUAUUCAGGUUUUUCACUGCCAUUUCAACAGUAACUUCUUCCCUCUUUUCUUGGAGCACCUUUUAUCUGAUAAUAUAUCUGCUUCAACAGGUUCAAUAUUACUUGGCAUCUCUUACAUUGCCCCCCAUCUGAACAACUUGUAUUUCCUGACCCUGUGCCAGCGCUAUGGGGUUUACCAGGUUAUUCGCUGGCUGUUUAUGCUCAAACUGGGACUUAGCCUGGCUAUGCUGCUAGCAGGGGCUGACCACAUAUACCUACUCUGCAUCUUUAUUGCUAGUAACCGCGUGUUUACAGAGGGAACAUGUAAGCUGUUGAAGCUGGUCAUCUCAGAUCUGGUGGAUGAAGACUUUGUUAUUCACAGACGGCAGCAGGCCACCUCCGCCCUCCUCUUUGGGAUGGUGGCGCUGUUGACCAAACCUGGACAGACGUUUGCUCCUCUCAUUGGCACCUGGCUACUUUGUGUUUACACAGGUUAUGACAUUUUCCAGAGGCAUCCAGAGCAGGACUCAGCGGCCUCAAUACCUGAAGUUGCCUCCGCUCCCGGGACGCCCCCUCUGCGGAUCGGCUGUUUUUACAUGUUGGUAUUUGUGCCUAUCACCUGUGCCCUUCUCCAGCUCACUGCCUGGUCACGCUUCACCCUCCACGGACGAAAGCUUCAAGGAAUAAAGACUUUAAGACAAGGAGCACAGCACGGCCACCUAAUUGAUGUCAAAGCUAUUUAAACACCAAACUAGCAGAGUCGAAAUUGCACAUAGACACUUUUAAAAUGUUUCUUUCAGCAUUUUAUCAGAUAUUAACUUAUAAAAAACACCCUUAGAAUGAUAACUCAACUGUACUCCAGAAUACAGAAACCUGCCUUAGUUUUGAUACUAAAUAUUGAAUUAUAUUUAUAUUUGAGAAGUUGACCAAAAUACUUGUACAAUCAUAUUUGGACCAAGUUGUUGUAGGAUGGGCUUUAAAAAAUUACAAUUUUUGAACAUUAGAACAUUAGAAUGCCCUCAAUUCUUUUGUCUGUGAAGAUUUUUCUGUUGAGAUGACAUAGCAUGAAAUAGGGCCUAGCAGGGAAUUAAUGUUUUACUAUUUAUUUACAUUAACACCUCGAGUUUCUAUGGUAACAAUUGUGUUUUUGUAUCUUCGUCCAGUAUUGGUCAUGUUGUUUGCACACCACUGCCAUCUGUGAUACUUAUUUUUUACAUAUGUGAUAUUUUAUAAUGUAAUGACUAUUCUUUUUAUUUUUGCAUAUUUUAUUACAAUCAUGAUGUCUUAAUAAACAUUUAGCAAUCUUU
Molecule: messenger RNA, 2293 nt
Organism: Periophthalmus magnuspinnatus
Lineage: Eukaryota; Metazoa; Chordata; Actinopteri; Gobiiformes; Gobiidae
Gene: slc68a1a
Product: major facilitator superfamily domain containing 13A
Exons: 9
Coding region: 200-1729 (509 amino acids)
Source: RefSeq, a predicted model, not a curated record